AACAAUAGGACAUUGAAAAGCGAUAAGUAUAUCCAUGGUGAACCCAACAGUCACCACAAGAUAUAAAUAAUACUGGACACAGAUUUCAAGAUUAGUGCGAAAUUUAAUUUAACUGAACUAGAUUUUCCAAGAAAUAAGUCGACAUUUUAAAAUGAAAAUUGUCCUGAUCACCUUGGCCCUAAUUGUGGCCCUUGCAAGUGGACAAACCGUGGUCUCGCCGUCGAUUUGCUACGGUCAAGCAAAUGGCUUCUUGACAGCAAAUCCUAAUAAUGCCUACAGAUAUUACGUAUGCUCAAAUGGGGUUCCAGUUCCAGUGCAGUGCCCCAACGGCCUCAUUUUCUGCAGUUUCCAGUCGAAUCAAGCUUGCUCAUUGUCUUGUUCAGGUUCAGGUGUGACAAGUCCAACUCCGACUCCUACGAUUCCCACAGCUCCAACGCCAUCAGCCAACGAUAGCGGCGAUAGAGACGCAGAUGUUUGUUCUAACCUGUCAAACGGAAUGAUCCUUCCUAUAUCGGGUACCUGCUCGGGAUAUAUUAUGUGUAAGAAUGGAAAAUCAGUGGUCGGUCAGUGUGUCGGAAACAAGGCCUUUAAUCAGUCAACUGGUGCUUGUAGUGAAACCUUGUGUUCCUAAUCAAAGUCGGGAAGAGGAUUGGCCUGGUAGGUGUUGACAGUACCCGACUCAUGUGAUCCAGUAUUUCUUUACAUUUUUAUUUAAUAACGUCGGAAAAUAAAUAAACC
Messenger RNA from Hermetia illucens (black soldier fly), 738 nucleotides. RefSeq names its product peritrophin-1-like. The transcript is spliced from 2 exons. NCBI's taxonomy places the organism in Eukaryota, Metazoa, Arthropoda, Insecta, Diptera, Stratiomyidae. Gene Ontology annotation, cellular component: extracellular region. Bases 152 to 631 code for a protein of 159 amino acids. Gene Ontology annotation, molecular function: chitin binding. The record is from RefSeq and is a predicted model, not a curated record.